AUGUGCCUGCCCUCCUCGCCGCCAACCCCCACCUACCGCUUUGCGGUGGUCAUGGUGAUGAGGAGGAGGCAGCCAGGCGAUGGGAACACCCGCCUGUUUGCCCACCCACCAUCCUCGCCACCUCCACCUGCCUCAUUCGCAGUGAGUGGAGCUGAUGGUGGCAAAGUGAACAGGAUUGUUCUAUCAAAGAAUGGAGAAACCUCUCAGUAUGGAAAUGACAUUUCUCAGAUUGCACUAGAUGUGGAAUUUCAGACAAAAGACAGACUCAGAUUUAAGAUCUAUGAUCCUAACAACGAACGAUUUGAAGUUCCUCUCAAGAUUGAAUCUCCUCCGCUCGCUGCUGCUGACACCAGCUAUGACAUUGAGAUAGUGAAUGAUUCAUCUCUUCGGUUUAAAAUCAUAAGAAAAGCCACAGGAACAGUGCUGUGGGACACUUCACUUGCAAAUAUGAUUUUUGCCGACCAGUAUCUUCACAUUGCAACUAAUGUCCCAUCCAGUUCUGUAUACGGGUUUGGUGAACAACAACAUCCAUCUUUUAAGCACAACAUGGAUCAUAUUACUUAUGGGAUGUAUACUAGGGACCAGUCUCCAAAGAUGUAUGCAAAUCUGUAUGGAGUCCAUCCUUUUUACAUGUGCAUAGAGAAUGAUUCAAAUACUCAUGGUGUCCUCUUCCUGAAUUCCAACGCUCAAGAUGUCACUUUGAAUCCAGAGCCAUCUUUGACCUUCCGCACAAUUGGAGGCAUCUUAGAUUUUUAUGUCUUCCUUGGCCCAACUCCAGAAAAUGUAGUCCAACAAUACACUGAGGCAAUUGGGCGUCCACAUUUUCCUCCUUAUUGGUCUCUGGGGUACCAGCUCUCUCGGUGGGGAUAUCCCAACAUUGAUGUAGUAAAGGAAACUGUCAAGCGCAUGGAGCAGUAUGGCAUCCCACAAGAUGUCCAGUAUGGAGAUAUUGAUUAUAUGAACCAUCGCCUGGAUUUCACUUACAAUAAAGAAAAUUACGCGGGACUGCCAGAGUACAUUCAAGAAAUGAAGAAAGGAGGAUUGCAUUAUGUUAUUAUUCUGGAUCCUUUCCUAACUAAAGAUGAAGCUCGAGGAACUUACCGACCUUAUGAACUUGGAGAACAAUUAGGAAUCUGGGUAAACAAUUCGGAUGGAGUAACUCCAGCUGCUGGACAGGCUUUGCCUCCAGGAUAUUCAGUGUAUCCUGACUACUUAAACCCAAGAACAGCUGAUUGGUGGACCCAGAUGUGUGUUGAGUUCCAAAAUGUCCUUCCUUAUGAUGGAAUUUGGCUUGAUAUGAAUGAACCAUCUAAUUUUCUAAAUGGCCAAUACCCAGGAUGUGCUCAUAACAAUCUCAACUACCCACCGUUUGUUCCCAGAAUUUCGGAUGAUUCUCUGUUUCAUAGCACACUGUGUCCAGAUUCUAAAACUUAUUUGGGAAGUCUUUAUAACACACACUCUCUGCUUGGAUGGUCGGAAGCACCACCAACUUUCCGAGCUAUCCAGGAAGCUACAGGAAAGAGGCCAUUUGUGCUGAGUCGUUCUACAUUUGUGGGAAAUGGAAAAUAUACCGCACACUGGCUAGGCGACAACCAUGCUCUUUGGGAAGACAUGCAUAUGUCAAUAAUUGGAAUAUUGGAGUUUAAUCUCUUUGGGAUUCCUCAAGUUGGUGCUGACAUCUGUGGCUUUUACUUUGAUACGACCAUUGAACUCUGUUUACGUUGGACACAGCUUGGUGCAUUCUAUCCAUUGUCUAGAAACCAUAAUGCGCUUGGUCAGAAGGAGCAAGACCCUGCAGCAUUUGGGAUUGAGUUUGCUGCAAUUGCACGCUCAGCACUGCAGAUUAGAUACUCCCUUCUGCCAUACUUAUACACUCUGUUCUUCGAAGCCCAUGUCUUUGGAAAUACAGUGGCCCGAGGAUUAAUGCAUGAGUUUACAGCUGACCCUGAGACUCAUGGAAUAGACACAGCUUUUCUGUGGGGACCUGCACUCAUGAUCACUCCAGUUCUUCAAGAGGCAACAAGAUCAGUGGAUGUAUAUUUCCCAGAAGCACCUUGGUUUGAUUACUAUACGGGUGAUAAAAUACCAGCCUCUUCAUACAAGAAGUAUGUCAGCAUUCCUGCCCCACUGGAAAAGAUCCCACUGUUUAUCCGAGGAGGCUACAUUUUGCCCACACAGACACCAGCCACACGAACUGCUAGGAGCCGCCUGAAUCCAUUUGAACUCAUUAUUGCUCUGGAUGAACAAGGUGAAGCCUCUGGUUCUCUCUUCUGGGAUGAUGGUGAAUCCAUUGACACAAUCGAGAAUGGAAACUAUUUCCUCGCCAAAUAUACAUACAGUGAAGCUCACUUGAGGACACGUAUUGUUCACAACAGCUACCAGGGAGUUGAUUCUCUGACAUAUGACACACUCCAGAUCCUUGGUGUUACUUCAAGACCUAAUACUGUUCUUUUGAAUGGAAAAAAUAUCCGGAGCAACGACAUACAUUACCAAGAAAAUGGGAAACUUACCAUACACUUUUUUGCACCACUUGGUGAAGAGUUGGACAUAAUACUUCAAUAGAAUACUGAAGGAAUCUAAUAAUUGUUUACAUAAUCACACCAGUAAUUUGUAUGCAUUUAUUGUGCUUUAGUUUAAUUUUAAUAAAUCAGUUUCUUGCAA
This is a messenger RNA of Hemicordylus capensis (graceful crag lizard), 2661 nucleotides long. Its product is annotated as maltase-glucoamylase-like. Lineage: Eukaryota; Metazoa; Chordata; Lepidosauria; Squamata; Cordylidae. The record is from RefSeq and is a predicted model, not a curated record. Bases 1 to 2562 code for a protein of 853 amino acids. Gene Ontology annotation, biological process: carbohydrate metabolic process. Gene Ontology annotation, molecular function: alpha-1,4-glucosidase activity; carbohydrate binding. The transcript has 22 exons.